AUGAUUAGUAAAGUGCUCAUAGUCCACCUGUUGGCGUGCGGGGUUGUCGGUCGCACUCCACCAAACCCACUGGCGCGGUACAGGGACGUGAUGACGACACAGGGCAUAGUGCGGGGGUACUAUGCACCCCACCCACCGCACUACACCUACCUCGGCAUACCCUACGCCCGCCCGCCCACGCGUUACGACAGGUUUAAGGCACCGAAGCCAACAUUACCAUGGAGUGGUAUAUUUGAAGCCACGCACCGAGUCAAGUGCCCCCAACCAGACGGCUCCGGAGACGAGAACUGCCUGGUGGUGAAUGUAUUCACGCCAGAGAACGCUACAUUACUUCCUGUCAUUGUGCACUUUCAUGAUGGUGUUUUCCAAAAAGGAUGGGGUUCUUUCAAAGUUCCUUUAAAAUUACUUGAACGAAGUUUUGUAUUUGUGAGUUUUAAUUUUCGACUCGGAAUUCUUGGAUUUUUAUGUCUGAGAACUGAGGCUGCUCCCGGAAACGCCGGUUUGAAAGACCAAGUAGCGGCAUUAUAUUGGGUCCAAAGAAACAUCGCGAAAUUUGGGGGUAAUCCGUUGGAUGUCACUGUUUACGGAACAGGGACGGGCGCUGCCUCUAUUGAAAUACUUUUGCUGUCUGGUUCAACAACUGACCUCUUCCAAAAGGCUAUAAUAGAAUCAGGAUCAGUUUUAUCACCGACUACAAUAAAACAUGACCCGAUCACAGACGUAAUUAAUUUGGCAACAAGUUUGGGAAUUCAAAAUGCUGGUGUGGACACCUUCGAAGACAUAUAUCAGCUUCCUGUGAAGAAACUCGUGAAUUCUUCUACCAUUUUCUUACCUUGCGUGGAAAAAGAAUUACGUUUAUCUCACAGCAUAAUAGAUAAAGAUCCCAGAGAUGUAUUACGAAGUAAGCUUUAUCAGCACAUUCCAAUGAUGAUUGUCUAUACAAAUGCUGAAGAAGUGACAAUAAUAACUGGUGAUGAUGAAAGAUUUCAGACUAUACCUGAAGACUUUCAGGAUCUACUUCCACAUGAUUUAGUUUUUGAAGACGAGGGCACGAAGCGCAAAGUUGCAAAACUUGUCAAAGACUUCUAUUUUGCAGAAUUAGAAUUAACAGAAAGUAUUAUUCAUAGCUACGUGGACUUCAUUAACGAUGUCUUCGUAGAAUAUCCUGUAGUUAAAUGGGCUGCAAACUAUGCCAGUAAUGGUAAUCCAGUUUACUUGAUGAAUUUCGCGUACAAAGGAAACAUUAGUAGAAACAAGAAAAUAAAUAUUGCCGGUGCUAGUCCCGGAGACAUAUUUUUGUACUUUAGUCAUAAUGAUUUUAAAGAAGAUUAUGAUGAAGUUAUAACGGAGAGACUCGUCACACUGUGGACAAAUUUUAUUAAACUCGGGUGA
Messenger RNA from Vanessa atalanta (red admiral), 1392 nucleotides. Its product is annotated as esterase FE4-like. The coding region runs from base 1 to 1392 and encodes 463 amino acids. The record is from RefSeq and is a predicted model, not a curated record. The transcript has 3 exons. Lineage: Eukaryota; Metazoa; Arthropoda; Insecta; Lepidoptera; Nymphalidae.